AGUCCUCUCUCUCUCCCUCUGUGCUCCUCUGACUUGUUUUGGAUUUUAUUUACAACACGUGGAGCCACGGGGAGAACUUUAUUUUUAUUUUCCCCUGCUGUCUGUCCAGUUUGUCAACAGUUUGCUGACUUCUUCCACACUGACAGCGACUCCACUCGCAGCUGUACUCCGACUUUCAGAGACCAUGUCCGCGGGAGGCCGCACCACCAAGAGCCGGGCUAUCCCCGCUGUCAGGCGGGUCGCUAUCCACGAUGCAGCGCACAUGCCCGUGGACUAUUCCACGACCCCCGGGGGAACUCUGUUCAGCACCACGCCAGGAGGAACCAGAAUCAUCUACGAAAGGAAGUUCCUCCUGCAGUGUCGGAUGUCUCCGUUGGCUCUCACGCCUCCAAAACUACCCGACAUCCCAGGAGUCACCACACCACUCAGACCCAACCAGUCCGUCCACAAGAAGCAGCCCGAGCGGACGCCCAGCAACGACGUCUCUGAGCAGAGCCUGGAAACGGAGGACAUGGCAGGAGAUGAUGCCCAGUUCGAAAUGGACAUCUGAUGAGAGUCGUCCACUGGGUUUUUAACAUAGUUAAGUGGCGGUGAAAAGACGGGCCUAGUUUUACUAAACUGCUUAAUCUUCUUUCAGAUUUAUUCUGGGGGGGGAAAAAACAUGUUUUUGUUUAUCUUUGUAAAAGCUAAUAUGUGACAUUCAAGUCACACAAGUCAGCGUUUAUUAACAUUCAUGUCUUAUGUGAUUUAACUCAUUAUGUUCAGUGUUAUACAAAUAUGUUAGGAACAGUUAGAGGCCAAAUCCAGUAUUUUCAUGUGUAAAAUGUAUUACAUUUUAUCUUAAAUUAACUGAAAAUAACCUUUUACUUACUAGAGUCUAGUGUUCUUAAACUGGUGGCCCGUGGACCACAUGUGGCCCCCUAAUCAAUCUCAUGUAGCCCGCCACUUCAAUGUCUCUUUUUGAUAUUUAUAAAAUUCCUUUUGCUUCAUAAAUGUCUUUUAUUCUGAAUUUUAUAUCUCGUUCUGUAUCAAAACAAACACUGUUAUUUUGAAAUGGUGCUAAUUUGUUACAGGCAUUCAAUACAAUCAAUAUUUUAGAUUUAGAAGUUAGACUUAUUUUCCCAUGGACUUUAAUUCAAACGGAAUGUUUUUGCAACCAGUAAGGUCGCCCCCUAGUGGCUGUUCAAUAUAAUUUGGGUUUUUUCCUGGUUGCCUGAAAGAAACUGGAAGAUUUCAUGCAUUCAAAAAAUGGGCAUUUAAAAUGUAUUCCACACACUAUUAAUUGUUUAAUUUACUGUUAGAUGUGCUUAUUGGAUCACUGACAACACAUUUUGUCAGUGAGAUGUUGAUAGAACAGGAAUUAUUGAAGUUAGAGACACAGCCAUAAAAUAAAAUAAAAAAAUCACUGAACUCUUUGUUCAAGGUAAGAAAUAAUUUAUUGUAAUACUGUACAUAGUGAACACAUAAAUGGAUCAAUGUGACCCAAACAUCUUAAUAAAGUUAAAGCGCUUGCUUACACCA
Molecule: messenger RNA, 1521 nt
Organism: Solea senegalensis (Senegalese sole)
Lineage: Eukaryota; Metazoa; Chordata; Actinopteri; Pleuronectiformes; Soleidae
Product: eukaryotic translation initiation factor 4E-binding protein 1-like
Exons: 3
Coding region: 185-550 (121 amino acids)
Biological process (GO): negative regulation of translational initiation
Cellular component (GO): cytoplasm
Molecular function (GO): eukaryotic initiation factor 4E binding
Source: RefSeq, a predicted model, not a curated record